AUGGUCUUAGCGUGCAGCCACACCGUGGAAGAAUAUAUUAGGCUCAGUGGAGAAGCGGUUCGUCUUGCAUAUUGGAUAGGGUACCGCGCUGCGGAGUUGAGCCAGCAGAUCUCAAGAGGGGACUGGCAAGCCCAGCCCUGGGCUUUAUCUGUAUCUGAAAUGGACAAGGAGACAAUAGGGAGAGACGUGCAGAGUUUCAAUCUCACCGUUCCUGAAUCGUCCCAGAUCCGGGUGGCAUCGAGAUUUGGCAAAACUUCUUUCAGUCUUGUCGGCCCAGGACAUGCAUUGGAGGCAUUUCGAUCCCAACAUGUUUCUACACCUUCCAUUGCGGAGCGGGUACAUGUUUAUGCCUUGUACCACGCAGGGGACAAGGGAAUGAAUGCACUAAAGAAGGUGCUUGAAGAUGUUAAGCGCAGAGAUAUUUCGUUUCCACCAUCAACAGCCAUGAAAAGGCCGAUAUGGUCUUGCCAAGGCGCAUCUUUGGUAGAUGCAGCAAUCCUUGCAUCCACCUCGCCACUGGAAUAUACCCUUCGUCUCAUCAUGGUUGACACCGCCGACCUUUACAGCACCUGGCUCUCGGCUGUCAAUCAUAUGACUUCUUCAGAUAAAGACUGGGAGAUAGUGACUGUGGGGCCUGGUUCAAACGCCUUGCUCGCAUCGGUAUGCAGGGAUGUAUCUCGACCUACAAGAGCAGGCUUGGUAGACAUCCCAGGAGCUCUUCAAGGCACCAAUGUAUCUCAAGUUGAUGGAUUUGCUAUUGUUGGAAUGUCCGUUAAUUUUCCCCUGGGAGCUGGCAAAGACGCGUUCUGGAAACUGAUAGAGGAUGGAUUAAAUGCAGUGCAAGAAAUACCAGGCACCAGGUUUCAAGUACACGACUACAAAGCCGAAAAGCCCAAUUGUAGACCACCCCGUGAGAUGAAAGCCAGCCAUGGCAACUUUCUCAGCGACCCAUUUCAGUUUGAUCAUGAGUAUUUCGGCAUUUCACCUCGAGAGGCCAAGUCAAUGGACCCACAACAGAAACUCCUCCUCCAGGGGGCAGUACAUGCAAUGGACGAUGCAGGAUAUGUACCCAAUGGAGCACCUUCCUUCAAUCCUGAGACCAUGGGGUGCUAUAUUGGGGUUGCCACGGACGACUAUGUGCAAAAUUUAAGCCGACACAUUGAUGUGUAUUAUUCGACAGGGACCCUACGCGCCUUCCUGAGCGGGAAGAUAUCCUACACGUAUGGCUGGAGCGGACCAUCCAUUGUUAUUGAUACGGCCUGCUCUUCUUCGCUUGUGUCUGUGGUGAUGGCCUGUCGGGCUCUAGCUCAAGGCGAUUGCACUACCGCGUUGGCCGGUGGCGUGAACGCCAUUACCAGUCCAGAUAUGUAUCUUGGUCUUUCACGAGCCCACUUCUUGAGCCCGACUGGCCAGUGCAAGCCCUUUGAUGUAUCAGCCGAUGGGUACUGCCGCGCCGAAGGGUGUGGGUUAUUCGUGAUCAAGCGGCUUUCAGACGCAGUCCGUGAAGGUGAUCGAAUCUAUGGAGUCAUCAAACAAGCGGAGAUAAAUCAGAGCGGUAACUCCUCGUCCAUCACUCACCCUCAUGGUUUCACCCAGAAGCAGCUUUUCCAGAGACUCCUUUCUCGCGGGAAGAUCGAUGCAAAGUCAAUAAGUGUAAUCGAAGCUCAUGGGACGGGAACCCAGGCCGGGGAUGCAAUCGAGACCUCCAGCAUUGUAUCAACUUUUGGUGGUUCUCUCAGCCCAGUCUACUUAACCUCAGUCAAGGGCAACAUUGGCCACGCUGAGGCAGCAUCGGGAACUGCGGGUUUAGCAAAGCUGCUAUUGAUGCUGAAGUCUGCGAAAAUCCCACCGCAGGUCGGAUUCAACACACUGAACCCGAAGUUACAGGCUCUGGCUGCUCACAACAUCCGAAUUCCUACUGCAGCUUGCCAGUGGAAUCGCAUUGGGCCUAACCUGCCGCGGCGUGCGUUGCUGAAUAAUUUUGGUGCAGCUGGUUCAAACGCCGCGUUAAUCAUUGAGGAAUACCGCAUAGCAUCACGCCGCAAGGAUCGAAAUUUUUCCCAUAGAGCAGCAUAUAAUCUGAUUUUGUCUGCAAGAAGCGCCCAUGCGCUCCACGAGCUUAUUGAUCGGUACACCGAGCUUCUUCGGGGCAAUGAGAUUGCUAUUCAAAACAUUUGCUACACGGCGACAGCUCGGCGGCAAAAACAUCGACAUGUUCUCUCAAUUAUUGGAGAAACGAUAGCAGACCUUGCCGACCAGCUUCAACGGCAUAGAACACUUGAGAGACCCGUGGUCAACUAUGGGCAAAAGCGCCCGAUUGUUUUUGUCUUCUCUGGACAAGGCAGCUUUUAUUCAGGAAUGGGCCAGCAGCUCAUGCUUACUGCACCAGCCUUUAAGGGUAAGGUUCAGGAAUGCGACUGCGUGCUUCAGCGAAACGGGAUUGUAGAUGUCAUACCAAGCAAGGUACUCGACGGCUCCUUCAGCCCCGCCUCUGCCACGGAUUGGGUGCUGUGGUCACAGGUCGCAUGUUUUGUGCUGGAAUACGCCCUCGCAUCCCUGUGGAUAUCAUGGAAUAUCCAACCUGAUGUUGUUAUUGGCCAUAGCCUUGGAGAAUACGCAGCUAUGGUCAUUAGCGGAGCCCUGUCGCUGCAAGAUGCUUUGUUGCUCGUUAUGCGACGCGCACAACUGAUGGCAUCGAUGUGUCAAGUUGGGGAGUCUACUAUGCUUGCGUGCAAUACGUCGGCCUUGUCUGUCGAACACCUCAUUGCAGACUCGGAACUGGCUCAACUCACAGUUGCCUGCGACAAUAGUGUAACGGAUUCUGUUGUCUCGGGACCGGUCGAUCAAGUAGACCAAUUGGCCCGGCUGAUCAAAGAGAAAGGAAUUCGCUGUAAGCGACUUGAUGUCCCUCUCGGCUUUCAUUCAUCUGCGCUGGAUACAAUGCUGCCAGAAUUAGAGGCCAGAUGCGAAGGCAUCUGUUUCUCCACUCCAAGGAUUCCUUUGGGGUCUUGUUUCCAUGGACGCCUUAUCGAAGAAGGCGAUCUUAAACCCAGCUACCCCGUUCAACAAACAAGAGAAAAAGUUCGUUUCGCAGAGCUUAUCGAUUCUCUCUUCAAACGAGAUGAAAUGCGGACAGCCACUUUCAUCGAAGUUGGCCCUAGUCCGAUUACAUUGCCCAUGGUCCGAACCAGAUUCACCGGACAGGGCGCCAUUUUCCUGCCUUCCAUUACAAAGGGCCAAGAUCCCUGGAUUAGCAUAAGCCAUGCCCUACAGCAACUGAGCCUGCGGUCUGAUUCUAUUCAAUGGCGCGGUGUUUUCGAUGGCACAGACGCCGUUAUUGUGGAUCUUCCAGACUAUCCAUUCCAAACGCAUUCUCUGUGCGUCCCAUUCAAGGAACCCGACUUCGAGGAAAGAGUGUCCCUAGCCGCUCAAACACAAACACCGCCUAGUUUUCAUUUAUUGCAAGAUGUGGCGGGUUCAGACUUCGAGAAAGGAAUGUCGACGUUCAGUACGAGUCUAGAUGCCCUGUCCAAGUACAUUGAAGGCCAUUCGGUUGACGGCUUUCCGCUAUGUCCGGCCUCAGUAUACCAUGAAAUGGUUCUGGAAGCCAUGCACUAUGAGGCUGGACCAGCUCAGGAUCAGGUGGCUUUGGUCAGUGAUAUCACUUUUGGACAUCCCCUUGUAUAUUCGCCAGAGAGGAAGUCUUCCACUGUGCUUUUGACAUUGGAGAAAACGUCGGUCGCUCAACCUCAAAAUAAUGGAGGAAAAUUCAACUUUGCUACAGCAUCUAAUUGUGAUUCUGAAAUGGUCCUCUGUUCCGGCCAAACAGCAUGGAUGUCCUCAUCGGACGCGAAAUCAUACCUUGCGCGGAAGGCAGCAUACGCCAAAAGGCAGACGAGGCUUUUGCAAAGAAACCAGAGCCAGACAAAUAUCCUGCACCGCAAUGUCAUUUACAACACUAUAUUUCCUCGGGUAGUCGCCUACUCGGAGCCAUAUCAAUCCAUCAAGGAACUGAACGUGUCUGAGGCCGAUCUGGAUGGUUACGGCACGUUUGAGGUACCAGCGAGCACUCUCGUUGGAGGUAUUAUGUCUCCAGUUUUCGUAGACACCAUGCUACAUGCGGCCGGGUUCGUUGCCAACAGCCAAGCCAAACAAACCGAUGCCUUCAUUUGCAGUAAGAUCGAGUCCACGGUUGUGCUAUAUACCGCCAUCAACCCGCAUGACACUUUUCAUAUCUACUGCAGCCUGCUGGAAUGCGGAGAUGGGGAACGUAUCGGUGAGGCUUUUGCAACGACACUCGACGGAACAGCUGUUGCUAGCAUUGAGGGCAUGCACUUCAAGCGCCUGAAUCUCAGGUCGUUCGCUUGUCACCUGUCCCGCCAAACCGGUCAGAGGUCCACCGGCGAUACGCCGCGGCCAGCCGUACCUCGUACCAAGGGGACGACGAAGGCCACGCGCCCAUCAGUUCCUAGCGUCUUGGAUCCAAUGAGUACGGUGGUCAGCCUGAUUUCCAGGCUAUGUGAACAGCCGAGGGAGGCAAUUAUUCCUGCCAAGCGAUUGGCGGACUUGGGGAUCGACUCGCUCAUGCAAAUAGAGCUCUCCCACUCGCUCAAGGGUCAAUUUCCUCAGCUGGAUACUGACGGCUUGGUGACAUUGGAAACAGUCCAGGAGAUCCAAAACUAUAUAGUCGACAUGUGUGGUGACCCAUCGGGAGCGUCCGAAGAAUCCAGUAAGAGCAGCUCCGACAACGGCGACGAUACUUCCCCGAUCAUCGCGUCACGCAGCCUCACCCCCUACACGGAGGUAUCUGCCACUCCGAACGAUGUCACCGAUCUCCUGAUGCAGUUGGUGACGGAGACUUGUGGCUUCAACCUUUCGGAUGUCUGCCAAGACAUGACACUUGAAUCGCUUGGAAUGGAUUCUUUAAUGGCCAUUGAAUUCCAAGAAGGCUUGCAAAAGGAAUUUGGCAAGGCAGUGGCGCAGCAAAUGUUGUCUCCCGCGUUGACCAUCAGCGAGCUUGCGGUAAAGCUCGCAGCAGAAAUCAGUUCACCCAGCAGCGAAUGCUCUGCAGAUCUGAUUGAGAAAGCCGCAAGCAAAACACUCUCACCCGGGCCGGUAGAAGAGCAUUUUAUAGUGCAUUUGCAGCAAGGGCCAGACAACCAUCCUCCGCUGAUUCUGUUUCAUGACGGCAGUGGACUAAUCGAAAAGUACAAACAUCUUCCCAGAUUGGGGUGCAACGUGUUUGGCGUCCGCAAUCCGGAGUUCACAGCUCGGCCGCAUUGGGCAAAGGACCUGAAAGAUAUGGCCAGUCGGUAUGCUGCUUCGAUUCCAUCGGUAGUCAAAGCAGAGCAGGUGGUUCUCGGCGGCUGGUCUUUCGGCGGCGUACUCGCCCAUGAAGUUGCGCAGCAGAUAGACAAAUUGGGGUAUACUACAGUAGCCGUCAUUCUCAUUGAUUCUCCGUGUCCGUUGGAUCAUAAGCCCCUGCCCCGACAGGUUGUCGAUUACAUCCUGGGUCCCAAACCACUGCCCCACUCUAAAUUGAACGCUAUAUCCGUUCAAUUUCAAAGCCACGCACAGUUUCUUGCAGAUUACAGGAUGGAACAUCCCAUUCCAUCCGCAAGGAAGUACGUGAUGCUGCACAGUGAGCAGGUCCUCGACACGACCCGUCUUUGCGGUGUUUCGUACCCAUGGCUUGAAAGUCGACAGGAUAGGGCUUUGGCGCUUCGCCAAUGGGAGGGCCUUCUCUGCCGUUCUCUGGAGGUCUAUGAGAUCCCGGGAAAUCACUUUGAACCAUUUGACCAUGAAUACAUCAGGAUUGUCUCAGACAAGUUACAAGUUGCGUAUGAGAAGGUGACGAGGAGUUGUGAUUGA
Messenger RNA from Penicillium canescens, 5871 nucleotides. RefSeq lists its product as uncharacterized. Gene Ontology annotation, biological process: secondary metabolite biosynthetic process; fatty acid biosynthetic process. The transcript is spliced from 8 exons. NCBI's taxonomy places the organism in Eukaryota, Fungi, Ascomycota, Eurotiomycetes, Eurotiales, Aspergillaceae. Gene Ontology annotation, molecular function: phosphopantetheine binding; 3-oxoacyl-[acyl-carrier-protein] synthase activity; fatty acid synthase activity. The record is from RefSeq and is a predicted model, not a curated record. Bases 1 to 5871 code for a protein of 1956 amino acids.